Didymodactylos carnosus is the source of this 1302-nucleotide messenger RNA. NCBI's taxonomy places the organism in Eukaryota, Metazoa, Rotifera, Eurotatoria, Philodinida, Philodinidae. The record is from the annotation of a GenBank genome assembly.
AUGGCUCUUUUGUCUUCUACUUUGACUGUAAAAUUAUGUCAACAUGUCAGCAAGGAAACAAAGGUAUUGUGUAGUCAAGAUGAAUAUGUUAAAUGUCCAUGUGGUUGUGAAUUAGGUUUGUGUUUUGAUCAUAUUACUCUACAUCACGAACAAAUGAAAAAGGAGAUGAGUUUAUUGAUAGAUACAGCGAAUGAACAAAAGAUCAUUUUGAAUCAAUGGUAUGAUAAGAAAAGACAGGAGCUUGAUCAACAACGAGAUAACUUAGAAAAUCGAAUAAAUGAACAAAUACCAAAAUUAACAAUAAAAUCACCACAAAACUCGGUGAAUCUUACAACACUGAACACAGUUAAAGAUGAGUUAAAUGAUAUGAACGAGAUAAUAAAAGGAAUCAAUCCUGGCGGUGUAAUAUCAUUUAACAAUUACCAACUAAAUUUUCCUGAACUAUCUUUGAUACCUGUUGAGAAUAAAAAACCAAUUCAGUUAGAAGCAAAUAGCUGUAUUAUGGCUGCAUCAUCCACGUCUCUACUCGUUUACAAUCGUUCCGAUGAUAAAAAAAUAUCAAAAUUAAUAUUUUUUAAUGAAAAUGGCGAUGUUAAUUAUGAUAUACAAUGGGUUGAAUCAGAAUUUGGUGUCAUCAUCGACAUUUGCAGUUUACAAAAAACGGAUAUUUUCUUCUUAUUAACAAAUAAAGUAAUGUUUAAACUAGGUACAGCACAAAUAAGACCAACAAUAGAUACAGGUGUCAAACAGCACUCAGAAAAGGCAACGUUUACGUUGAUGUGUAAUUAUAAAGAUUAUAUUUUUAUUGUACAUGGUCUUUGUGAAGCUAUCGAAAAAUAUAGUUUUGAUGAUAAUCAAUUGAAAUCAUCAGGAAAAUGGUUGAAAAAAGAUAUAUUUGAUCCAACUUAUCAACAGAUCAAAUGUAUUCGAGCAACUGACACAUGUUUAGGUAUGAUAGUAAUUGAAAAUGGUCACUGGAAAUUAGAUUUAUUUCAUCCUGUUUACAUGUAUCGUUUACGAUGUGGAUUGAAAAUAAAUUUUAAUGUUGAAAAUAUUGUUUUAUCAUUAUUGUCAACGGAAAACGAAUGGCUAGUGAGUAGUGAUUUAUCAAAUAUGAUCUAUUUGUACGAUAAAACUCAUCAAGCAGAAUCGAGGAGAAUGAAAAAACAAACACCCACGCAUAUGUGUGCGCUGGCAAGCAAAAAGGUGAUUUUUAUUCGAUUUAGCAAUCCAAAUAUAAUAAUCAUGUACAAUCGAAUAAAUAAUACAGUAGAAACCAAAGCGCCAAUUCUUCUUAAAUAG